Messenger RNA from Cynoglossus semilaevis (tongue sole), 2975 nucleotides. It is a transcript of the gene qsox1, whose product is annotated as quiescin Q6 sulfhydryl oxidase 1. Gene Ontology annotation, cellular component: Golgi membrane. Lineage: Eukaryota; Metazoa; Chordata; Actinopteri; Pleuronectiformes; Cynoglossidae. Gene Ontology annotation, molecular function: protein disulfide isomerase activity; flavin-dependent sulfhydryl oxidase activity. The coding region runs from base 34 to 2433 and encodes 799 amino acids. The record is from RefSeq and is a predicted model, not a curated record. Gene Ontology annotation, biological process: protein folding. The transcript is spliced from 13 exons.
CAGCAGCAGCAGCAGUUGUUGUGACAGGGGAAGAUGGCGCGGCGCUGCGUCCGUGCCACGUCUCGGUUGACGUUUUGUUUCAGUGAAAAAUCAACACUCAGUUCCUGGACAUGUCUGUUUGGUGCGUUUGUUUUGUUUGGAGCCGCUGCCGAGGCGGAACUGUACACCUCCUCUGACCAGGUCACUCUGCUAACUCCGGAAAACGUCAAAUCGGUUCUGGUGAACUCUUCUGCGGCCACUGUGGUGGAGUUUUACGCCGCCUGGUGCGGACACUGCAUCGCCUUCUCUCCCAUCUACAAGAGCCUGGCCAGAGACAUUAAAGAGUGGAAGCCGGCGGUUGACGUCGCAGCGUUCCACUGUAUGGGAGAAGAGAACGUACGAGUCUGCGCCGCCUACAACGUCACAGGGUUUCCAACUGUUAAGUUCUUCCACGCCUACUCCACGCCGGACGCCGUAGGAGUGGCUUUCAAAGGUCAUGACGUCACGAGUCUCCGUCGGAGAAUUAUAGACAAACUGGAGACCCAUAAAGAGCCGUGGUUGAUAUGUGCUCUCUCCGUCCGUCUCUCCAGCCAAGCAGAGGUCAGCAGCUUCUUUGAAACAAACACCUCUCAGUAUCUGGCCCUGGUCUUUGAAAAACCAGACUCCUACCUCGGGCGAGAGCUGACCUUGGACCUGUUACAGUUUGAGAACAUUAGCGUACGAAGGGUCCUGAGCACCGAGCAGGGCUUAGUGGCUGAACUGGGAGUCACACAGUUUCCAUCGUGCUAUCUGUAUCAUCCUGGAGGGAACUUCACCAGACUUGAAGUCAAAGCCGAGGCUCGUACUUUCUACUUUUACGCCCUCCAGAGGCUACCAGGGGUGGUGCGGUCAGGAAAACCUCCAGUCGUUAUAGAUGUCCAUAACAACAAGACACAAGAGCCGUGGAGACCUUUUAACAGCUCUAGGGUGUACAUGGCCGACCUGGAAUCAACACUGCAUUAUUCCCUCCGUGUGGAAUUGGCUGCUCACACUGUCAUCAAAGGCAGAGCCCUGAAUCCCCUCAAGAACUACAUCGGUGUCCUGGCAAAGUACUUCCCAGGCAGACCAAUAGUGAUGAACACACUGAACUCUUUGAACUCUUGGCUGCAGAACCAGAGUCAAGAUGAGAUUUUAUACAAGGAUUUCAAAGAGAUACUGGACAACACAGCUCAGUCUCCAGACACCGCUCUGCCUCGGGGUGAGAGGUGGGUGGCCUGUCAGGGCUCUCAGCUCCACUUCAGACGUUAUCCCUGUGGGAUGUGGACUCUCUUCCACGUUCUCACCGUGGAGGCCAAGAAGGCAGAAGCCUCCAAUCAGCUUGAAGUGCCGCUUGCGAUGAGGAACUACAUCCACGCUUUCUUCGGCUGCAGGUAUUGUGCUGAGCACUUUGAUAACCUGGUGAGGGGAAGUCUGCUGGAGAACGAAGCCGUUUUGUGGCUGUGGUCCAUACACAAUGAGGUUAACAGCAGACUUUCAGGUGCUUUGAGUGAAGAUCCAAACUUCCCAAAGAUCCAGUGGCCGUCACCAGACAUGUGUCCAGAGUGUCACAACGUGACAAAGCGUGGGGAACACAGGUGGAACAAAGACAAGGCCCUGCGUUUCCUCCUGUCCUACUUCUCAUCCAACAGAAUUCUACCAGAUUAUCUUGAAGAUGAAACUCAGAUCCUAGCAAAGCAGAGGGAAGAACACGCCAGCCGGCUGUUAGCUCUAGAAGCUGAGAAAAAAGCAGAGAGAAGAGUCAGGGAAGCCCCAGACUUGGAGAUCCAACCACUGCCGUCAAAUCCUACUGUACAGGAAGAAGAGGAGGAAGAGGAGGAGGAGGAAGGAGAGGAGCCACAGGAUGAAGCAGUGGCAGAAGGAGAGGAGGAGGAAGGUGGAGAAGGAGCAGUAGCAGCACAAGAGUCAAACCCUUGGGACAAACCUGAAAUGGCAGGAGGUGAAAGGUCUCAGAAGGUACGGAGAAAGCCCAGCAUCGUGGGGAUGAAGAUUCGUAGGAACAUGGAGGACCACAUCGUAGACCUGGACCUGUUUGAGAACCAGCACUUCAAAGCCAAAGCGCUGCAGCUGGCCGCCUCCAGUCGCAUCAAACGACGCAGCCUCCAGAGGAAGGUGGAGCCGGAACCCGGGCCCGUGUUUGGACUCGGCAUGGAGCUGGACGGGGGGGUCGGGAUGGUGGGCCUGCAGCCGGUGGAUGCCGACUUCGACAUGGAUGUUGGGCAGCAGAGGAAGUGGCUGCAGAAGCGAGACCUGAGCCCCACAGGACACUGGAUGUCAACGCUGAGCAUCGGAUUCUCCAGAGUGGACGUCAGCCUGUGUGUCCUCUUGUACUUCCUGUCCUGUAUGUGUCUCCUCGGCAUGUACACUUUCUUCCAACACCGCUUCAGGCUACGGCGCGUCAAAUUCUCCAUGUCCUGAGGGAAAAGAGUAAAAGCAAAGAUCCAGCGCUGAUCAGAAUCAGAACAGUAAUGAGAGAAUGUUUCAGAGCAAACAUCCAGAGGAGGGAAAGGGAAACAUCGUCAUUUAAUCAUUUAAUCAUCCUUCAAGGCAUUGUCCAGAAAGUUCAGUGUCUUUGCACAUAAUCAUCCAGCAUUGUUGGUUUUUAGUUAAUUUUAUGUUGAUUUUUGUUCAUUUUAAAACAGUAUUUACCACUUAUAAGGUAAGAACGUGAACCUAAGUUAAUUUGAUUUUUUGUUCUAAACAAAUGAAUCUCAUGUGUUGGCUUCUCUACUAAAUCCCUGUGUAUUCUAAAGAGAAAUUCACUGGCUUAUGAUGUAUAUUUACCUGUAAAUAAUUUACAAAUCAAAUGAAACAGAAGGAUUUAUUCACACACUGUGUUUAAUGAUAACGUUUUUUCAACUAGAUUUCUAUUUUUUUGUGAUUUCUGUCAGUAAAAGGGCUGAGCUUCUGAUGCUAUGUUACCUUUCUGUUUUGCCUGAAUAAAAUUAUUUUAAUAAUGA